Messenger RNA from Pseudophryne corroboree (corroboree frog), 1483 nucleotides. It is a transcript of the gene TPM4, whose product is annotated as tropomyosin 4. The coding region runs from base 375 to 1121 and encodes 248 amino acids. Gene Ontology annotation, molecular function: actin filament binding. The record is from RefSeq and is a predicted model, not a curated record. Gene Ontology annotation, cellular component: actin filament. Gene Ontology annotation, biological process: actin filament organization; muscle contraction. NCBI's taxonomy places the organism in Eukaryota, Metazoa, Chordata, Amphibia, Anura, Myobatrachidae. The transcript has 8 exons.
CUCAUUGACUACUCUCGCAGAUUGGUAGCAGUAGCCAGAGAUUCUCAGUCUUUUUCCAAGUUCCCUGUACGCUCCUGUCUCAGUGUAGCUGUACAACGCAUACCGGACGUGGACAUCUGCCCUUUUACAGUCCGAUUGUUUUGUAUUCAUCCAUCCUUGGAUUACACUCCUGUGCCAGCAGCAGCCACUGACCUAUGAAGUGCAGGACAGGUGCCUAGCUCGUACCCGGGAGCCUUAGUGCAAUAGUCACCCUGCCCGACUAGCCCGUUUGUUAUCAUUUGCAGUAGUGUGUAUAGGCAGCACAGGGAACUUAGACGCCGGGGGUCGGACAGCAGCCGCAUUACAAUCUCCAUAGUUACAGUACAGAGGAGAGAAUGGCCGGCCUCAACUCCCUGGAAGCAGUGAAGAGGAAGAUCCACUCUCUGCAGCAGCAGGCCGACGAUGCGGAGGACAGAGCGCAGGGAUUGCAGAGGGAGCUGGACACGGAACGGGAGAUGCGUGAGAAAGCUGAAGGAGAAGUCGCUGCAUUAAACCGCCGAAUCCAGCUAGUAGAAGAGGAGUUGGAUAGAGCUCAGGAACGUCUUGCUACAGCUUUACAGAAACUGGAAGAAGCAGAAAAAGCAGCUGAUGAGAGUGAAAGAGGUAUGAAGGUGAUAGAAAAUAGGGCCAUGAAAGAUGAAGAGAAAAUGGAAAUUCAGGAGAUGCAACUCAAAGAAGCCAAACACAUUGCAGAGGAAGCAGAUCGCAAAUACGAGGAGGUUGCACGUAAACUGGUCAUUCUUGAGGGAGAGCUGGAGAGAGCAGAGGAGCGCGCAGAAGUGUCUGAACUUAAAUGUGGUGAUCUGGAAGAAGAAUUGAAAAAUGUAACUAACAACUUAAAGUCCCUAGAGGCUCAAUCUGAAAAGUACUCUGAAAAAGAAGAUAAAUAUGAAGAAGAAAUAAAAAUCUUGACAGACAAACUGAAAGAGGCAGAAACUCGGGCUGAGUUUGCAGAAAGAACAGUUGCCAAACUAGAGAAAACUAUUGAUGACCUUGAAGACAAGCUGGCAAAUGCCAAAGAAGAGAACCUGGGCAUGCAUCAAGUUCUGGAUCAAACACUACUAGAACUCAACAAUUUAUAAUCCAAAGUGAAGAAAUCUUUGCACACUUUAUUCUUUCCUUUUUAAAGUCUUACAAUCUCGCCUAUUAUCUCAACAUUCCAAGGGAAAACGGCAAUGAAUGCGACCAAAUAUUUUAUUUUUUAAAGGAAACUUUCACAAUUAUGAGCUUAAAAUCUCAUGUUAUGUUGGUGCAUUUUUAAUAUUUCUUUUUAUACUAAGGUCCCAUGUACAUUUAAUGCUAGAAUAGUCACAUGUUGUUCCGUAUUUGUCUUUCUUAUGUUAUUCUGUUACAGGACCACAAAGUGUUGGUAUAAAAUACAGAAGUUGUUAUAGGAAUUUUUAAAUAUCCUCAAUAAAAAUAAAUAAAUAUGGAAACACUUAAU